Molecule: messenger RNA, 1284 nt
Organism: Penicillium brevicompactum
Lineage: Eukaryota; Fungi; Ascomycota; Eurotiomycetes; Eurotiales; Aspergillaceae
Exons: 2
Coding region: 1-1284 (427 amino acids)
Source: RefSeq, a predicted model, not a curated record
AUGCGUGGCCGGGCUGGGAGCAAUGCUAGCAGCCGCAGUACCCAGAGUGCGGCCAGCACUCAGGCCAGCGCUUUACAUCAACAGCGACAAAUGAAUUACUGGAACUCGCCUAUCUCCAUUGAACAGGUUGUCAAGAGGCUCACGAGCGAGUUGAAAUCCGCCAAGCAACAAACUACAGACCUUGGUCAAACUGAUGAUUUCUUGACGACUAUCAUGAAACCGGGCUAUGCAGAGAAGGAGAAGAUGAUGAAGCCAUCUCCUUUGGAAGCCAGUGCUGCUCACCGGCAGUUGAAUGGACGACCAAAAAUGCCGCGGGUCGACUCCUUUUCUAGAUUUUCGGAUCCCCCCGCUCCUCCUCCUCAACAACCUUUACCAGAGAAGCCCGAUGCGCUCUCUCGGAGUGCGUCGGAGUCAUUCUCUUCUUUGAAGCGCAGUGAUACAGAAAAGCCCAAGGGCGGAACUGGUUCCCCUGUAUCACGCGACUCGAGCCAAAUUUUGUCUCUCAUCGAAGCACUGUCUACUGCUAAGCGGGAAAUUGACACUCAAGGAACCCGAGUGAAAGAAUUGGAGAGCAUGCUCUUGCAGGAACAGGCGGCUCGCAAGUUGGCCGAAGAAAGGAUCAAUGAGUUGGAGACACGUCCUGCCGUGGAAAGCAAAGAUACUGCCGCGGAUGACCAUGUUCCGAUCUUAGAAAACGGUGCCGAUGACGGAGAGAACAACGAGACGGAGGACACCGUGCAGGUCAACGGCGUCCACCCUUCAGAGGACCCUGCUUCACAAGAAACCCAGACAGAACCCCCUGUGGAGGACAAGUCUGCUGGGCUUCAGGUGCGCCUGGACGCCAUGAUGGAAGAAAUGGAAGAGAUGAGAAAACAAAUCGCAUCCUUCAAAGGUCGUGCAGAGCACGCUGAAGACAACACCAACCAGGCUCGCAAGUCACUGGCGGAAAUGGUAGAAACCUUACGCAAGGAACGAGCCGAGAAGGCAUCGGUGAUAGAAUCUGGCAGCAAAUCUGCUGCACAUGAUCACAGUCCAGCCAAGGACUUCUCGGGCCAGGCAGUGCCAAGCGAUGGCCCAGUCGAGCCCAAGGCGAACACCGCAUGUGUUGACUCCGCCAACUCGCACAAAAAGGAGAUCGAUGCUGCAGCCACUGCAUUCGCAACCCAGCACCAGAGGCCCAAUUAUGUGGAAGAGGCUAGUCCUUAUGCCUCCAUCUUCGGUGUGGUGCUAUUGGGCGUGGGGCUAAUGGCCUACCUCAACGGUUGGCAAAAGAUGGACAAAUAA